Camarhynchus parvulus is the source of this 831-nucleotide messenger RNA. RefSeq names its product histone H2A.V. Gene Ontology annotation, cellular component: nucleosome. The coding region runs from base 1 to 573 and encodes 190 amino acids. Gene Ontology annotation, molecular function: DNA binding; structural constituent of chromatin; protein heterodimerization activity. The transcript has 5 exons. The record is from RefSeq and is a predicted model, not a curated record. Lineage: Eukaryota; Metazoa; Chordata; Aves; Passeriformes; Thraupidae.
AUGGACGGGAAAAGAAGCGGCUCGCCCAUUGGGCACCGCGGGAUGUUCAAACUAGUAUGGGAGGCGGUGAUUGGUGGCGACGCGGCGCGGCCCGCCGCCCCCGCCCGGGCGGGUCAUUGUCUGGCGGCUCCUGAGGCGGGUCGGGCGCGGCGGUGGCUUUGGGGUUCGGACGGCGGCGGCGGUACCAUGGCUGGCGGCAAGGCGGGCAAGGACAGCGGCAAGGCCAAGGCCAAGGCCGUGUCACGCUCCCAGAGGGCCGGGCUGCAGUUCCCAGUGGGCCGCAUCCACAGGCACCUGAAGACUCGGACCACCAGCCACGGGCGCGUGGGAGCCACGGCGGCCGUGUACAGCGCGGCCAUCCUCGAGUACCUGACCGCUGAGGUGCUGGAGCUGGCCGGGAACGCGUCCAAGGAUCUCAAAGUGAAGCGGAUCACGCCCCGGCACCUGCAGCUGGCCAUCCGCGGCGAUGAGGAGCUCGACUCGCUGAUCAAAGCCACCAUCGCCGGAGGAGGUGUCAUUCCCCACAUCCACAAGUCUCUGAUUGGAAAGAAGGGACAGCAGAAAACGGCGUAGAGGGAGCGCAGCACCAGAUCCCCCCGUCAUCGUACUGUACCUGGGCACAGGAACAUCUCGGGGACACGAGGGAUUUUUUUAAGGAAUAGUUGAAGGGAAGAGCAUAGAGGAUUGACUGUAGAGGAAGCAUUGGGAUGGGUUUAGAUUCUGAGUAGGACACACCGUGGGCUGUGGGGCAGCAGCUGGGGGUGGGCGAGGGGCUUGGCUGCCCCCGCGUUUUAUACAAAAAUGGAACCCAUAAACCAUUUUUUACAAAAA